Bombina bombina (fire-bellied toad) is the source of this 1735-nucleotide messenger RNA. Its product is annotated as oocyte zinc finger protein XlCOF8.4. Gene Ontology annotation, biological process: regulation of transcription by RNA polymerase II. The record is from RefSeq and is a predicted model, not a curated record. The transcript has 7 exons. The coding region runs from base 192 to 1502 and encodes 436 amino acids. Gene Ontology annotation, molecular function: RNA polymerase II cis-regulatory region sequence-specific DNA binding; DNA-binding transcription factor activity. Lineage: Eukaryota; Metazoa; Chordata; Amphibia; Anura; Bombinatoridae.
AGUCAUUGGAGGUCACAUGUUUCCUGUCUAGCGUGGAGCUCCAGUCUGCAGCUAGACUACUUUGGUGCCAAUAGCUGCAGCUUUUGUAAAGUCAGUAGGCGCUUAAUGAUGAUGUCACACUCUGCGACCAGAGUCUGUAGCUGCUGUGUGUAAAUAUCACUGUGCCAUUCUUAUAGCUUCUAACACACACAAUGACAAUUGAUGACAAGAUGACUAGAUACAAGAUAAAGAUGGCUGAGCAGUUCUUAAACCAUGCCCUGGGCAUCAUCUACCUGCUGACGGGGGAGGAGUACACCAUAGUCAAGAAAUCGUACCCCCACAACAGCUUUAACCAGUUAACUGGAGAGGUGCCUAUAAAGUGUGAUGAUGUUGCAGUGUAUUUCUCUAUGGAGGAGUGGGAGUAUAUAGAGGGACACAAGGAGAAUUACAAGGACGUCAUGAUGGGAAAUCGCCAGACCCCCAGGACCAUAGACGUGUCUGCAGACAAGAGCUCAGGUCAGUGUGAUGUUGUAGCAGGUACGGGGUUAAUUGGUAAGGACGGAAAGGACCAGGGACUGGCACAAUCCCACGUGGACCAUUGGACCGGUUCCAACGAAGACCAAUCUUGUGUUGUAAUAAAAUACGAAGAAGAUGUAAAUGGUGUUUGUCAGCUGGAAAUGUCUGCUGAGCCCCGUGCAGAUGACUCUUUGAGCUGGAACAUCCCUGGAAACCAUGAAAGUACAGUUUCCUGUGUUAUGAUUUGUAGCGACAAUAACAACGUACCGCCAAUUCACCCAAGUGAUUCUGUAAAGAAAUAUAAUUUUAAUGAGUGUAAGUUACGAGAACAUCAACAACAAAGAGCUCACUCAUUAAUGAAACAAUUUGAUUAUAGUGAACACUCGCCAUUUGUUAGCCAUCAGAUGACUCUUACACACAAUAAACCAUUAGCGCCCUCUCUGGGUGGGCAUCAGUUUAGCAAUACAAUUAACCCACAUCCGAUGGCUCAUACAGUAGAAAAAAUAUGUUCGUGUUGUGAACUUAAGAAAUGUUUUACCCAACGACAGGACUUAUGUAGACAACCGAGCAUUCUGCCACCAAAGAAAGUGUUUUCAUGCUCUGAAUGUGGGAAGUGUUUUAACCGUAAAGCAUACCUGCGUACGCACCAGAAAAUUCACAAAGGAGAGAAACCAUUCUUAUGUUCUGAGUGUGGGAAAUUUUUUACCCGAAAAGACAACCUUAUUAAACAUCAGAAAAUUCACAAGGGUGAGAAACCAUUUCCAUGUCCAGAAUGCGGGAAAUGUUUUGCUCGACAAUCAGACCUUAUGACUCAUCAGAAAAUUCACAAAGGAGAGAAACCGUUUUUAUGUUCUGUGUGUGGCAAAUGCUUUACCCGUCAGUCUGAUGUAAAUAGGCAUCUUAGAAUUCAUAACGGAGAGAGGCCGUUUUCAUGUUCAAAAUGUGGUAAAUGCUUUACUCAGAAAUCCAACCUCAACAAGCACCUGAAAACUCAUACAGGCAUUUAAGUUUAUGGAAAGUAUGGUUUAUUGUGAUUAAUAACAAACAACUGUUUUUUUAUUGUGAUAACAUAUCAACAACCGCUGGUAUAUAGCGCCCUUGGCUUCUGGAUUCAGGUAUUCACGUCUUGGAUGUCUUCUGCACUUCUACCCGCUUCAGUUUAAGGUCUACACUAGUGGUUGUCCCAAUAUAUAAAUAAAUAUUUACUCCAAGAAAAUCUUUAAAAAAAAUAACACAAUCA